Molecule: messenger RNA, 1712 nt
Organism: Drosophila serrata
Lineage: Eukaryota; Metazoa; Arthropoda; Insecta; Diptera; Drosophilidae
Gene: Gale
Product: UDP-galactose 4'-epimerase
Biological process (GO): beta-D-galactose catabolic process via UDP-galactose, Leloir pathway
Cellular component (GO): cytosol
Molecular function (GO): UDP-glucose 4-epimerase activity
Source: RefSeq, a predicted model, not a curated record
CGCCCAAAUGACAUUGAUAAGGCCGAAAGCUGAUAAGGGGAACAAGUCGCGGAGAACAAGUUAAAUAAGCCUAAAACCGAAGAGCAGACGCUCAUUGGCGAAGCGAGCGCGCACCAAAACAGACGUACGAAAAUCGGCAAAACGAGGUAGGAAGCGAAGCAGCGGAGAACAUAACAAAUGAAUGAACCGAACGCGGCGGCGGGACGAGUGCAAGAAACGGGUUGAGAAGAAGCGUUAACACCACUCUCGGGCGGUCAGCGAUCUUUGGGCCAAAAGCGGAGGCAGAAGCCAGUCAGCAAGUCAGCAUUUCAUCUCUGCAAGACGCGUCUUUUGUUUUGGGCAUCGGAAUCCGAGUUUCAAGGGCGGCAGCAGCAGCCAGCAGUCUGCGUGUGUUAUUCGUUGCGCUCCAUUCCGUAAGCUGAAUCACCUACAACUGGGAUAAUCACCUGUAAAACAGCACAGACAUGGCCCCACCCACCGUCUUGGUCACCGGCGGAGCCGGCUACAUUGGUUCCCACACCGUACUGGAGAUGCUCAACGCAGGCUACAACGUCAUCUGUGUGGAUAACUUGUGCAAUGCGUACAGCAGCGGCGCUAAGCUACCGGAGGCGCUCAAUCGGGUGCAGGAGAUCACCGGCAAGAAGGUUAACUUCUAUCGCGUGGACAUCACGGACCGGGAUCAAGUGCGCUCCGUCUUCCAGGAGCACAAAAUAGACAUGGUGGCCCAUUUUGCCGCCUUGAAGGCCGUCGGCGAGUCCUGUCGCAUUCCCUUGCAAUACUACCACAACAACAUGACCGGCACGAAUGUCCUGCUGGAGGCUAUGGCAGAUAACAAUGUCUUUAAGUUUGUGUACAGCUCCAGUGCCACCGUGUACGGUGAGCCCAAAUUCCUGCCCGUUACAGAGGAGCAUCCCACGGGCAAUUGCACAUCGCCUUACGGCAAGACCAAAUACUUUACGGAAGAGAUUCUCAAGGAUCUGUGCAAGUCUGACAAGCGCUGGGCUGUGGUCUCCCUGCGCUACUUCAAUCCGGUGGGCGCCCACAUCAGCGGUCGGAUUGGCGAGGACCCCAAUGGCGAGCCCAACAACCUGAUGCCCUACAUUGCCCAGGUGGCUGUGGGCCGACGUGCCAGCCUUAGCGUCUACGGCAGUGACUUUCCCACCAAGGACGGCACUGGAGUGCGCGACUACAUUCACAUCGUGGACCUGGCCGAGGGCCAUCUUAAAGCGCUGGACAAGCUGCGCAACAUCGCCGAGACAGGCUUCUUUGCGUAUAACCUGGGCACUGGAGUGGGAUAUUCUGUGCUGGACAUGGUGACGGCCUUCGAGAAGGCCUCCGGCAAGAAGGUAACCUAUGCGUUAGUGGAUCGUCGUUCCGGUGAUGUGGCGACCUGCUUUGCGGACGCCAAGCUGGCCGAGGAGAAGCUAGGCUGGAAGGCCGUCCGAGGCAUUGAUAAGAUGUGCGAGGAUACGUGGCGCUGGCAGAGCCAAAAUCCCAAUGGAUAUGCCAACAAGUAGCUCGUUUCGUGUAGCUCCUUUUGACCUUGCCUCCGUUCCUGUUCCCUGCAAGUUCCUCCCAGCGUCGUCUGUUGUGUGUAUAUUUCUUCUUUCCGAAUUCCAUUUAGUAACCAAAAUAUAUUUUCGAUGUGUGUUAGUGUGUGUAUGUAAAUCCAAAGUACUUUGUAAUUAAAAAAAGCUUUCCGCUGUCGUCAA